Molecule: messenger RNA, 768 nt
Organism: Neohortaea acidophila
Lineage: Eukaryota; Fungi; Ascomycota; Dothideomycetes; Mycosphaerellales; Teratosphaeriaceae
Exons: 2
Coding region: 1-768 (255 amino acids)
Biological process (GO): retrograde transport, endosome to Golgi; phospholipid translocation
Cellular component (GO): trans-Golgi network; endosome
Source: RefSeq, a predicted model, not a curated record
AUGUCACUCGUGAAAUGGGUCGUCCAGCACUUGGCCCCCAUCUUCAUCGUCACCUCGCCAGUCACAUCUUACGCAGAUCAAAUAUGGUCCGUCAGCAAGUCCCGCUCGUCCGCCGGCUUCUCCCUCGACAUCCCACUUAUCAUGCUGGUCUCCUCCAUUCUGAAACUCUUCUACUGGCUUGGCGCACGAUAUGACGUCUCCCUCCUCGUUCAAGCGACCGUCAUGAUCGGAGUCCAGCUUCUUCUCCUGCACGUGACUCUCCUCUACCGUCCGGCUGUGGGGGCCCAAUACAGCCUAGGCCACCCCUUUGCCGAGAUCAAAGAGCAAGGCAAUCUCCUCACCGCCCGCCGCCCCGGCGACUUCUGGCAAUGGCGCAACCGCAAGCCCUACUUCUACUUCCUAGCCUACUACGCCCUCACCCUCGCCGCCCUGCAAUUCCUCCUCGGCCCUUCCUCCCUUUACGUUCUCGUGCAGGGCUACGUGGCCCUAGGAGUCGAGGCGCUGCUCCCCAUCCCGCAAAUCCUGGAGAACCAGCGCAACCAGUCGUGCAAAGGCUUUCGCUUCACCGUGCUCGUCAACUGGCUGGUUGGCGACGCUUUCAAGCUGACGUAUUUCUUCCUCUCGGACGGUGGCAGCGUGCCUUGGGCUUUUAAGCUUUGUGGACUGUUCCAGGCGGCGUGCGACUGCUAUCUUGGCGUGCAGUAUUGGAUGUUUGGGGAGGGCGGGACGGCAGCGGGGGACGAUGGGAAGGAGACGAGGCUUGCGUAG